AUGUUUCUUCAGCUUCAAGCUAGAGAGAAAUUCCUCGACCUCCAUUUAACCACAGGGCUGCACGACUGGGACAUGAACGAGGAGAUUAAACUGACGACGACAACAGACCAGUUCUGUCAAGACGACAAACGAAACGAGCAGUAUCUGGCACAGUGGCAUUACGCCAGAAUCUCCAGGAGAACUUUAGCUGGAGGAGACCACAUGAGCCAAGUGAACCAAGGCCCCGCUGACCGUCCAGAAUCUCUAAUACAGCCAAGUCUGUGGCUGAUGGUGAACCCCAAUCUAGCCUGCCCCAUAAAAUACCCUAAUGCCAAUAAGCAGUCACUCCCAAAACUGACAAUGGACACACCUGUCCCAAGUCCUUCCCUGCUUGCACCUGUACGAAACCUGCACCUCCUUCCACUGCCUGAUGAGACCUGCCUGGAUGAGUCACUGCAUGACACCUCUCUCUCAAGUGAAUAUCAGCUGACAGAUGAUGACACAUCCUCUGUGGAUGUGCCGAUCUGCCGUAAGGUGAAAGGUGCUCGGAAGGGCCGAGCCCCAAAAGAACCAUCCUCACGCAGGCUGGGCCUGGCUCAGAGCCGGAGACUGCAGAGAGUCUUGCAGGACAGCCGAAACCUGAAGAGUGGGGCGUGGCCUCGGCCGCCUGUCAACUACUGUAUCCUCAUCGCCAUGGCGCUGAGCAGCAGCCGCGCUGGGAGCCUGAACGUCCAGCAGAUCUACAACUUCACAAGAGAGCACUUCCCUUUUUUCCUGACGGCUCCUGACGGUUGGAAAAACACCAUCCGCCACAAUCUGUGCUUUAGCAACAGCUUCAAGAAGACCCCACAGCAGGUGACUGGAGAGGGGAAGAGGAAGUCGUGCCUAUGGCAUCUGACCCUAGACGGCCGGCGGAGACUGAGGAACGAAAUCCAUACACUUACUGCAGACUCCUUCAGGAUGCUGAAGAGAAGCAUGAACUACCCAGAUAUGAUUCAGGCUCUGUUUGAGUUGUAG
Molecule: messenger RNA, 996 nt
Organism: Colossoma macropomum (tambaqui)
Lineage: Eukaryota; Metazoa; Chordata; Actinopteri; Characiformes; Serrasalmidae
Gene: foxr1
Product: forkhead box R1
Exons: 6
Coding region: 1-996 (331 amino acids)
Biological process (GO): regulation of DNA-templated transcription
Cellular component (GO): nucleus
Molecular function (GO): DNA-binding transcription factor activity; sequence-specific double-stranded DNA binding
Source: RefSeq, a predicted model, not a curated record